Molecule: messenger RNA, 5598 nt
Organism: Neospora caninum
Lineage: Eukaryota; Apicomplexa; Conoidasida; Eucoccidiorida; Sarcocystidae
Exons: 21
Coding region: 1-5598 (1865 amino acids)
Cellular component (GO): mRNA cleavage and polyadenylation specificity factor complex
Source: RefSeq, a predicted model, not a curated record
AUGCACACGCCUGUGCUCGCCGCGACCGGGGCGGGCGAUCCCUCUCACCGGCCGCGAGGGGAGCCUGAGGCGAAUCCUCAAAAGCGGGUUCGCCACAACCCGAGUCUUGGAGCAGAGGCUACGGCCCUCGCUUCCGCGCGCCUCUCUGCGCCUGGCUCGGAUGUGCCGCAACAGCGGGUGCAUCCGGACGCACGCAGUCCAGCUGCUCCUGGUGUCUCUGGAAGCAAAGUGCGAGCGACCCACCAUGGAGCGGAAACGAGGCAAGGGGAGAGCGAUGUCUCCCGGGACCUAGAGAGUCUCUUUGCUCAGGUCGACAGCCUCACCGCGGCGUCUUCUCCUGGAGACGUCCAGGCUGGUCUGAUGAGGCUGCAGCGCGCAGCUCGCGAAUUGCUGGCGAUGGUGAAGGAGGAGCAUCGCCUGGGCGUUGCGCGACUUGAUUCGGCUUUUGCGGCCUCUGGAGAGUCUCGCGCCACACAAGAGGAGCGACUCUAUGAGGAGCACAGGGGAACUCCCAGUGCGUCUGGGGCGUUCGGAGACUCCGGCUCGAGAGGCAGUGAAGACGCCGGCGUCCGCCACCCUCUCCGGGUGUACAUCUGCCGCGCACUCCCCCUUUUCCUCGGCCUCGGGAGUCACGCGAUCCCGGUCUUCCGCCACUUUUGUGUGCAGUUCAUUGCACGCCUCAUCCACCUGGAUGGCCGCGCCGUGCCGCCGGUGCUCGGGCCCUUGAAUCGCAUGCUCGCGGAGGCGUGGGAAAAUCGCGCCGACGCCGCCUGCGCUUUUCUCCUUCACGCGACACUCAACGUCACCAGACGCUUCUGGAAAACGCUCCUUGUCUUUUCAUGCCUCGCUGCAGCUCGGCUUCGUCGCUACGGCCCGGCUGGCGCACAAGACUUCUUCGGAGGCGAACAAGCGACUGUCGACGGCUUCCGCGCACUGGUCUCCAUUCGCACUUUCCUCCAUAACCUCCUUGCCGCCCCAUCGUCUCUCCAUCCUUCCUCGUCUUCCUCAUCCUCGUCUUCCUCAUCCUCGUCUUCUUCUUCCUCUUCUGCCUCGUCUUCUGCUUCCUCCCUUUCUUCUUCAUCUCCCGCUGUCAGCUACGAGUGUUACCGGGGAGCGUUGGCCGUCGUGGAGCGCUCGCUGGAGUUUCUGUGCGCGAAGCCUCUGUCGACGCCGACGGCGAGCAGUAACGUCCGCGGUUUCCCUUUUUCCAUUGUGCCGCCUUCCUAUCCCGCUUUGCCGGUGAGCAGCUUAGCGCCUCUCUUUGCAGAUUCUCCUGCGCCUGCCUCAAAAGUUUCCAGGCUUACUCGCGCCGAUGCACUUUCGAGCGACGCAGGCGCACCUCCCGCGGUUGCCCCAACGGUCAGCUGCCAGGUUCAGUACCUUCAAGACGCGCCGCCGGUCAUUCUCGCCGACACUGGGCUGAUGAAGGCGCUCGAAGGCUGGGCGGAAACGGACGCCGACUUGCUGCUCAACCUUCUCCUCCGCCCUCCUCUCGCCUCGGCGUCUCGCCUCACGUCCCCAGACUCAGCAGCUGGAGACAACGGAGACAGCCGCUCGCGCGAGACCCGCCGCUCCAAGUCGAGCAACGGCUCUGGCGAAUCUGCCAUCGACGCGGCUUCCUACACUUUUGUCAUCCAAGCUGUCGCCUGGCUAGGCAGUCGGCGGCCUCAGCACUUGCCCCGCUUCUUUCCACCCCUCCGCGAGCUCAUUGAUCUCCUCCGCACACACUCAGACCGUUCUUCUCUGUCUGCCGCUUCGUCGUCUCCGUCUCCUUCUUCUCUCUCUUCGUCGCGUUCGCCUCUCUCUGAUCUGCUGCUGCGUCUGCCGGCGCGCACGCGCGAUGACCUUCUCGCCGUUGUCUUGAUGGAGUGUCUUCGACUGCUCGCCUCUCCGCUGUGCGCCGGCAGCGUGUGGGGCGGCAAGCUGGUUGAGGCGUUGCAUGCAGGUGGGAAGCUCGGCUCUUUCCACGCGCUUCGUCAAGAGAGCCGCGCGAUCUUCUCAGACAUGUGGGUGGCGCAGCCAAAGAGGAAGCAAAGCGGCGCCGCAGAGGCCCGCGCGUCGCUCACUUCCUCACCCACCGACUUGCUUCCCCCUGCAACGAAGCAGAGAGGAGACGCGGAGACCGAGGCCGGCGUCUGUGAAGCCGUGCGUGAGGAAGAGGCAGUUCUGCGCCAGCAGAGACUAUGGCAGAACGUCGACGAAGGCUCCUUUGUCUUGCAGCCCCACAAAAACAUCGACGCAGUCGCCUGGCUCGUCGCCACACGAACGGAGGACGCGCUCGUCGACUUGACGCUGAAGAAUCUGGGGAAGACAGGCGAAAAGGACCCGAAAAGCCGCGCGCGAACUACCCCCGCGGCGCGGGGCGAGUCUGGAGAAAAGCCGGGGCCGGGAGACGCGACAGGAGCGGAACACGAAGGAGCAAGAGACGCCGCUGACACCGCAACGUGCGCCUCAGUGGAGGCCGUCGCUCGGGAACUCUUGAGAGAAAUGGAAGACGGAAAGGCGCUCUGGAAUGAGGAACCCGGAGACGGAGGCGCAGGCUCCUCCCGCGGAGAUGCACACCUCCCCACUCUGUUUGAUAACUCAGACUGCGAACGUCUCGCUGUACACUUGACGAGUACAGAGCAGAGUCUUUCAAGACUGCGCAGUUCGCCGUCUGCCCUAGACGCGACGCAGCGCAGCAGACCGCAAGGUGAAAGAGAAAGGGGCGGCGCCAGCAACGCGCAAGCAGCUCUUCUUCCGUCCUGUUCUUCGUCUUCUCCUCUUUCUUCUGUUCUGUCUCCGGACGCUACAGCGGGCCUCGUGAAGAUCCCGCCGCUUGAGAUGGUGCAGCGACACGGCCGGCUUUUCAAGGCUCUCGUCUUCCGCCAGAUGCUUCGGUCGCCAUUCGUUCCCCGCGUCGUCGGUUCGAACAUCUUCGCCUCCGCGCUCCACUUUCACCAGAAACGGACGGAAGUUGCGAUGCGGCUUAUCUUCUGGCCGAGUCAAGACGCCGAGACGCAGCGCGAGCUCUGCGCGGCGUUUCUGCAUGCGCUCUUCAGCAACCGGACGAUGCCUGCUCUUGAAGAAGCUGUGGGUGGCGUCGAAGGACGCGAUCAUGAGGGCGAGUUGCUGGAGUGGCGCGUGCGCACAAACACUCUCCUCGACCUCCUCUUCUACAAGGCGUCUUUGGAUGCAGAGGCCCUCUCAAUUUUCCGUCGGCCUUCCGGUCCCCCGAACCUCCACCCUGCAUGCUGCAUCGAAAAGGUAAAGCGAUCGAGAUGUGGAAGUCGUGACCAUCUGGCUCGCAACUCGGCGCCUUGUCUUGUUGCCGACUUCUUCACUGCCCCGUCUUCUUCUUCUUCUUCUUCUUCUUCUUCUUCUUCUUCUUCUUCUUCUUCUUCUUCUUCUUCUUCUCUUUUUGUCUCUUCCCCGGCACUGGUGCACGCUCUCGAAGGCGCGCUCCCGCCCUCGCGUCUAGGGUGGGGAUUUUCGCUUCCCGGAGACGCACCCGCUCUCCUGUCUCGACAGGCCGCGCAGUGUGGAGAGAAGGGAGGGAAGGAAGGAGAGAAGGACGGAGAGAAGAAAGGAGGGACUGAUGUCGCGCCGACAGAGGGGGAGAUGGAGGCGCCAGAAGAGAGGGCCCGAAGCGAGGAAAACACAAAGAGACUGCGCUACGCGGAAGUCUUGCAGCUGUGCUUAGACGCGGCCUUCUGCCCUGAGAUUUUGACAGACAGCGUGAAGAGAGACAGCUACUGCCAGCUGAUGGGUCGCUUUUUCACGGACCUUCCACAAGUCGGCGCUCGCGGGUUUCAGCGGGUAGCGGACUGGGCGACUGGCCCGUCGCAUCCGCGCCGUCUCGCGGUGGCGAUUCUCUCGCAGCUCCUCAAGAGAGGCCACAGCCUCCUCGCGCGCAGAACUGCCUUCUCGUUGGUUCUCACUCUGGAACAUGUUGGGGCCGAGAGCGUUCGCCGAUUGCUGCUGAAGCUGAUCAGUUCUCCCAAGGGUAUCUACGUCGUUCCCAAGGAGGGGGAAUCCGAAGCGCCGCCAGCGUGGCAAGAACCUCGGAGGCUCGUCCUCAAAUGCUUGCCUCCCGAAGGCCAACAGGCGUCGUCGCUUUCUUCUGCCUUCCUCGUUGCCGAUUCGGAGACAGGCGAGAGAGGGCAGAUGCAGAGAGGAGAAAAAGGCGAAGAAAGCUUGCUUAUCGGCGACCAGGAGAGGGAAGGAUGGGCCGAUGUCCGGCAGUACGGCCGCGCGUGGAUUGAGGCGUGUGCUGGCAUCAUGCUCAGAUCCAUCGCUCCCUCCGACAACCAGUUUGCUGCGCCGAUUGUCACCAAUUCCUUCAUCGCGUCUCUCGCUAGGCAAAUCCUUCUUCGAUCGGAAACUCGCGCUGCCGCGCGAGCUGUGGCGUCUCCUGCGGCGCAUGCAGCGGCCUCGUCGCUGGCAUCGCCUCAAACACAACCCGGCCCGCAUCUGGACGCCGACAGCCUGCAGGAGAGACUGAACUGUUACCUCACUCUCUGCGUUCGCCAGCCUCGUCUUCUCCACCCUUUCUUUGAGGUGUUUCUUCUCUGUCCUUCUCACCGACCGGAUCUCGAGCGGCUCUUUGCCAAAUGUAUCGCCCAGAUCUCGCCGCCGUGUCACUCUGAAUACGUGAGACUGCUUCAGUUUUACGAGCCGGAACACGAGGCUCUCGCGCUUCUCCUCGUCGAACACUGCGUCGCCUUCGCCUUCGCAAACCCCACGGCAGACCUGCGGCAUCUGCCGGCUCUCGUUGCCGCGGUGUGGGCCCUCACCCAAGAGGGGAACGAGGAGAAAGCGGGAGGAGAUGCUGGCGAGGAGACAGGAGACACUGGCGAGGAGAGAGUGGCGGAGCAGCGCAGAAGAGACAGUGCAGUCAAACUCGCGCUCUCGCUCGUUGCUUUCUUUGACAGAUCACAGCUCGUGACUCUCCUUCCGAAAUUUAUUUUCGGCGAUUUUAGCGAAGCACAAAUGAAGACGGCGCUCAAGCGCCUCUUGACCAUCCCGCGCGACCUCCAAGAGAAGGCGUAUCCUGGGCAUUCGGUUAUGCCGCCAGAAGACAUCCUCAUGCUUCUCUACAACCUCCCUUGCGCAACAAGUGAGCAGCGCAAGAAACAGACAACGGUUCUCGACUUCUGCCUGGACUUGACCGGGUGCACAAGCCGAGCCGAGACGCCAACGGAGAUCUUCCCCAUCGAUGUCAUCGCUUCGACGUGUCAGCGAAUCGCAGACGACGACUCGCAGCCCGUCUCGGUGAUCUUCGGGCGUCUCCUUUGCCAGGUGGCGCAGAACAUCCCGUCUCUCCGCGAGUUCGUGGCGGGCACAGUCAUGCCGGCGCUCGUCAGACGGAAGAUCUGGACAAAUCGCAGCUUGUGGAAAGGCUUCGUGAUGGCCACGUCGAUUUUGUGGGCGGAGCAGAAGGACUUGCUCGUCAGAAUUGUUCUCGUGCUCCCUGAGGACAAAACGAGAGAUCUCCUGCAGCAUCUCCAGCAGCGACACCCUGUCACUGCCGACAUCUCGACAUUCCUGUACCAAGACGAUCAGGCGCGCCGGUCGUGUCCACAUUACCUGCGGAUUCUCCUAGGCCUGACAAACUAG